AGCCCAGUCUCGAGCUCAUCAUGGUUGCCAAGAUCGCUGUCAUCUACUACUCGACCUACGGUCACGUCCGCACCCUCGCCGAGGCCAUGGCCGAGGAGGCUCGCACCCAUGGCGCCGAGGUCGACCUCCUCCAGAUUCCCGAGAUCCUGAGCGACGAGAUCCGCGGCAAGAUGCACGCCGCCCCUCGCGCCGACCACCCCGAGAUCAAGCCGCAGGACCUCACCAAGUACUCGGGCUUCCUGUUCGGCUUCCCCACGCGCUACGGCCGUGCGCCCGCCGCGGUGUCGGCUUUCUUCGACGCGACCGGCGGCCUCUGGGCGUCGGGCGCCCUCGUCGGGAAGCUCGGCGGCAUUUUCACGUCGACCGCCUCGCAGCAUGGUGGACAAGAAUCGACGGCGCUUACCACCAUUCCGUUCAUGGCGCAUCAUGGCAUCAUCUACGUCCCGAUCGGCUUUGCCGCCCCCGAGCUCUCGGACAACGGCGAGAUCGUCGGCGGCUCGGCGUACGGCGCCGCAGGCAUCGCCGGCGGCGACGGCUCGCGCGCCAUCUCGGCCAAGGAGCUCAACGUCGCCCGUUACCAGGCCAAGUUCUUCACGCAGACGGUCGCGACGUUUGAGGCUGGUAAGGAGAAGACUGCGUAAGCUUCCGUCCCACUGCCUCUACGAGAAGCCGUUCCCCCUCGAGCAGUUCCGAGGCGAGGAGGAGCAGCGGCUGGAAUGGAAAUGGGCUGGUUGAUCUCGAGGGCAUUGGCGAGGGCGACGAGGACGGGGUAGCGAGCACGUGCAACUGUCGAACGCCCCGUCUCGCGUUGUC
Molecule: messenger RNA, 813 nt
Organism: Rhodotorula graminis WP1
Lineage: Eukaryota; Fungi; Basidiomycota; Microbotryomycetes; Sporidiobolales; Sporidiobolaceae
Exons: 6
Coding region: 21-641 (206 amino acids)
Molecular function (GO): FMN binding; NAD(P)H dehydrogenase (quinone) activity
Source: RefSeq, a predicted model, not a curated record